AGGAUCUAGAGUUUCAUGGAGUAAUGAGAUUCUACUUUCAAGACAAAGCAGCUGGAAAUUUUGCAACAAAAUGUAUCCGUGUCUCUAGUACUGCCACAACUCAAGAUGUGAUAGAAACUCUUGCAGAGAAGUUUCGACCAGACAUGCGAAUGUUGUCAUCCCCUAAGUACUCACUUUAUGAGGUGCAUGUCAGUGGAGAAGAAAGAAGAUUAGAUGUAGAUGAGAAGCCUCUUGUUGUACAAUUAAACUGGAAUAAAGAUGAUCGAGAGGGAAGAUUUGUUCUCAAGAAUGAAAAUGAUACACUUCCUCCAAAGAAGGCUCAGAGUAAUGGCCCUGAAAAACAAGAAAAAGAGGGAGUAAUUCAAAAUUUCAAACGAACUCUCUCAAAAAAAGAAAAAAAGGAAAAAAAGAGGCGUGAAAAAGAGGCAUUGCGACAAGCAUCAGAUAAAGAUGAUAGACUUCUUCAUGGGGAUGAUAUUGAGAAUUCUCGCCUUGCAGCUGAGGUUUACAAAGAUAUGCCUGAGACCAGCUUCACUCGCACAAUAUCCAAUCCCGAGGUGGUUAUGAAACGGCGACGACAGCAGAAACUAGAGAAAAGAAUGCAGGAAUUUCGCAGUUCUGAUGGCAGACCAGACUCAGGUGGGACACUGAGAAUUUAUGCAGACAGUUUAAAACCAAAUAUACCGUACAAGACAAUCCUGCUGUCCACUACGGAUACUGCAGACUUUGCAGUUAUUGAAGCACUGGAAAAAUAUGGUCUGGAGAAGGAAAAUCCCAAGGAUUAUUGUAUUGCUCGUGUCAUGCUGCCUCCUGGUGCUCAGCACUCUGAUGAUAAAGGUGCUAAAGAAACUAUUCUUGAUGAUGAUGAGUGUCCACUGCAGAUAUUCAGGGAGUGGCCUAGUGAUAAAGGAAUACUAGUCUUUCAGUUGAAAAGGCGGCCUCCUGAUUAUGUCCCAAAGAAAUCCAAGAAAAUAACUGAUGGAAAGCCAUUAAAGGGGAAGGAAAGAGUUGACGGGUCUGGCUAUGGCUCUUGCCUUCCUCCUGAGAAACUACCGUACCUGGUAGAAUUAAGCCCAGGGAGAAGGAAUCACUUUGCCUACUACAACUAUCACGCUUACGAAG
Messenger RNA from Leptosomus discolor (cuckoo roller), 1122 nucleotides. The record is from RefSeq and is a predicted model, not a curated record. NCBI's taxonomy places the organism in Eukaryota, Metazoa, Chordata, Aves, Leptosomiformes, Leptosomidae.